Molecule: messenger RNA, 3749 nt
Organism: Salmo salar (Atlantic salmon)
Lineage: Eukaryota; Metazoa; Chordata; Actinopteri; Salmoniformes; Salmonidae
Source: RefSeq, a predicted model, not a curated record
UCGCUCUGCGUUCUAUUAGCCAGUCGGAUUUUAUUGCGGAAGCGAUUACUUUUCUCUCGCAGCUAGCAGGCAGGCAUUAUUUGCUUAAAACAAAUUAUUUCCCAAACAUUUAUACAGCACAAAACAUCGUCAACUCAAUAACCUUGAGAAGCGAAUACAGUUGAUUGACUUCAUAACAAGAAGGCUGUGAAAACUGUCUAAACAGGCGUGUGUGACGCGUCUCUUCCUACAUUCAGAUCCUGUCGUGUUGACGAUCAAUAAUUGCUUUCAUAUUCGUUAACUACGGUUUUUGCCACUUUCCCCGCUAGUCAGUCGGGAUGAAGCCUGGAGUAGGGGCAUGUCAGGACCCCUGUCAGGGUGGUCCGGGGGUGGGUGACAGGGGGGACGACACCCUGGUGCCUCUGCCCCCUAAAGACACCCCCGGCUCCCCCACGGGGUCACCCUCAGAGUUGGGAAGCCCCAGCCCCCGCCAGGUCGCGACCUUUGACCUGCUCAAGAUGGUAGUGUCUUACAAGAGGAUGGCCCUGUUUCUGGAGCCGCUCACUGACACAUUGGAACUGGCCCGCUACCUACUGGGGUGGAGGAUGCCUCUGUGCUCACUACUGGUCUGUCUACUGCUCAACAUCCUCUUCCUCACUCUGAGUGAAGUGGGGUGGUUCUCUGUGUGUGUUCUGGGGGUGUCUGCCCCGGCUGCCCUGGGUUACCUGCAGGACAGGUGUGGGGGCGGGGCGUCGGAGGCGGAGCAACAGAAGAGGCGGUGCCACGCGGUGCAUCGUAAGGACCUGCAGAACGUUCAGCUCACCAGACAGGACGCCAUGCUGGAAGUCAAGGACCUUUUAAAGCAGCUAGAUGACCUGUUGUCUCAUGCCUGCCUGUCUGCUGAGUCUGUCUACAAGCUCCUGUACUGGGAGAGCCACUCUGAGUCCUCUAGGUUCUAUGGUGGCCUGUUAGCUGUGUUGAUGCUGCUGUAUUCUGUUCCUGUGGGCUGGGUGCUGGCCUGUCUCACUACUGCCCUCUUCCUGUGGAACAGAGACUUCUGCAGGGUUGUGUUGGACCUAAGGGAGGUGGUCCAGUCUGGCCAGAACCCAUCCUCAGAAGGAGAGAUGGACCACACAGAACCGAACAACGGCAGCCUGGACAGGACUCCCACGGCUACCAGCUUGGAGGACCUGUCCCCGGGCAGCGUAGAGGAGGCUGAGGAGGCAGAGCCUGAUGAUGAGUUCAAAGAUGCCAUCGAGUUGACUCAGGAGCCCCUUAUCUCCCUGCAGGACUAUCUCAGACAGUUCAGUGUUACACAACAUCAUGACCGAGGUCAAAGACCUGAGGAUGAUGACGUUACUUCAGAUUUGGACACCAUCUCCAUCACCUCAGACAACGGUCUGCUGAGCCGCAACGAGCCAAUCCGCAGUAAGGUGUCCAAACUGACGGAGAAGCUACGCAAACGCUACCCCACCAACAACACAGGUAACUGUUCUAGCUGCAGUGCAGUCUUCUCAGUGGUGAAGAGAAGGCGGAGCUGUAGUAACUGUGGCAACAGCUUCUGCUCCAGAUGCUGCUCAUACAAGGUCCUCAAGGCCUGCAUGGGUGUCACAGCUCCAGAUGCCCAGAGAGAGACAGUGUUUGUUUGUGCUGUCUGCAACUCCACCCUCAGCAAGUGAGAAAUGACUACCCCUCCUACCCACUCAAGGAGACCCAGGGAGGGUACUGCCCCUCUUACCCAGGAUUCGAAGCUCCUUGGCUGGAUAGAGCCCGCGGCAGAUCAGCCUCUACCCCCCCGGGGGUGGUUCAAAACCCCAGGUUGUCUGGUUCUCUGGCUCCAGCCCAGGUGACCAGGGUUAUUAAGAUGAAUCAGUCCCAAAUGGCAACCUAUUCCCUAUAAAUUACACUGCUUUUGCCCAGAGCCCUAUUGGAUUCCCUAUGGGCCCUGGUCUACAGUAGUGGACUAUAUAGGGAAUAGGGUGUCAUUUUGGACGCUACCCCAGACUCCCAUCAGCUUGUGUUGCAUUGAGAUUUAUCCUGUACUGUCAUGGAGGUCCUGAGAAUGCUGUGUGUGUGUGUGUGUGUGUGUGUGUGUGUGUGUGUGUGUGUGUGUGUGUGUGUGUGUGUGUGUGUGUGUGUGUGUGUGUGUGUGUGUGUGUGUGUGUGUUGGAUUGUAUAAGAUAUGCUAUAGAUUGACCCUGUUAUAACUUAUCCAUUCUGUAAUGGUUUUAUAUGUUGGUCCUAAUGUUAAUUUAAUGGAUGUAAAGACAGGAUGCUAAAGACUAUACCUUUGUCCUAAAUGGCAUACCCUAAUCUCUAUGGAGCAUAACCUAACCCCAUGGAGUGAUUUCCAGAGGUGAUCCCAGACCUGUGUUCAAAUACUCAUACUAACUGUACUAUUUGUGAUGUAAAUUGAGUAUGUAGUAUACGUAUUGGUCAUAGUAUGGAUAUAGUAUGCCAAAAGUUCCUGGAUGUCGUACUAAAUUCACCAAAAUACGAAGUAUACAAGCAGUGGACACUUUCUGUGCUUUUAAGGCCCAUAAUGCAAUUAUUCAGAAAAUCUUGAGCAAUGUAAUAAAGUAAUGACUUUUCAAAUAAGUUAAACGUUAUGUUGGCUGACAAUUUAUUAGCUACGCUGUCCUUACGAACCGCAGCAUGUCAUUCAGCAGUAUGUUAGCUGUUAGCUAGCUACCUAACGUUAGUUGGCUACUAAUACAUUAUAUUAUAAUAUUAUAUAUAUUAACUAUCUAGCUAACUACCCAAUGUUUAUUGACUUGAUUAUUCACAUCAUUCUUAGCUAAGUGGUAGAGUCGUCGUGCGUUCUCAAUGGACAUUGUUCAUUCUGGCUAUCUACUCUGAUUUCAGAGCAUCUCUCAUCUGUGUGCCAGUGCACAGAAUAGCUGAAUAAAACGCGUUGAAUAUGGCCGGUGUCAGUAAGCGUUGGAAAAAAAUAAAGCGUAAUUAAAUUGUUGCCUGCAGCACAGUUAGUCACCAACACUCUGCAUAAAAUGAAAACAGCCCUACCAGCUCUGCUAGGGCGAGUAAAAUGGUCAGAGUGAGUGAGGGUUUCUCUCAUUUGUGUCUGGAGGUAGCUAGCCAGUUAGCUUGGGUGCUUGACUGCCAUUGUGAGGACAGAAUGCUCGGAUAAACCCUACUCCUUGGCCAGAGCGUCUAGUGUGGGCUCCGAGACCGAAACGAUCUGGUUUUACGAAUGCCCAGAGCGCAUUCUGAGCGCUCUCUUGCACUCCAUGGGUGAAUUUACGGACACAGCCGAAAUCGUAAAAUGUCUAGCUAGUCAUUUGUUAUGCUCACAAGCUGGCAAGAGGUUGCAUAGCAACAGCAUAAACUUCUACUAGACAGGCGAAGUGCUAGUACACUCAACUGAAGGGAUACCCUUCGUUUACAGUACCGGUAUUCUAACAUGAACAAAUAGUAUGUAGUAUAUACUCAUUAAGUAUGUAGUAUACAGGAUGUUGGUAUGGGUAUUUGAACACAGCACAGGUUUUAGAUUGACACAUAAGAAUGUACAUGUUACACUUUUACCAUUGUGAUCACCUAUAUUCAAUCCACUGAAAGUUUAUAUUUAUCCAAUUUAUUAAUUCAUUCAUUUGAUUGAUUAUCUUGACAGAAUGGAGGAGUUUGUUUACUCUUCAUUGCUUCAAUAAACUGUGAUUUUGAAUGUUUGAAAUUAACUUAUGGUGUAUUUUUCCUGCCUUUUUCCAGCCUAGUUGUAGAGAGCUCUGUUAAAAAAAUAAAACAUUUAAAAAGAG